Messenger RNA from Gambusia affinis (western mosquitofish), 1857 nucleotides. RefSeq names its product oocyte zinc finger protein XlCOF6.1-like. Gene Ontology annotation, molecular function: DNA-binding transcription factor activity; RNA polymerase II cis-regulatory region sequence-specific DNA binding. The transcript has 2 exons. Bases 476 to 1720 code for a protein of 414 amino acids. Lineage: Eukaryota; Metazoa; Chordata; Actinopteri; Cyprinodontiformes; Poeciliidae. The record is from RefSeq and is a predicted model, not a curated record. Gene Ontology annotation, biological process: regulation of transcription by RNA polymerase II.
UCUUGUGGAGAGACACGGCUAUGCUGUGUGCGCAAUUAUUAGUCAAGUCUUAUUUUUGAGGAUUAUAUUUAUGCAACCAACUGGGCACACUCCAGCCCAGUUGGUGGCGGUAGUGCGCCCAUAAAUUGGUCUGACACGCGCCAAUUGACGGAAGAAGGUGAUGGACGACAAUAACAACAACUAUGGCGGCUGCGGGACGGUUCAGUACCCCAGGUGUCCAGUCGAACAUUUCCAUUUCCCGUGUGGACAGCAAAGUCGUUUUGGAGCCAUUUAUCUGAAACCGCCGACAGGGCUGCUGCUUCCGCUGAGGAAGGCGAUGAAGACUCGCAGCCCAGCUGAGUUUCCAGGCCGACCCAGUCCGGAAACAAUGCGACCUCCCUCAAUGCAGUCCUGAAAAUAAAGCGAACUUCUCACUGAUCGCCAGUUCUACAACCAGACAAGAAACUCCCAAAACAAACCAGGACUUCAGCAAAAUAUGGAGAACCACUGCAAAGCACAAGCUGCCUGGGCAAAAGAAGAAAAGGAAAUAUUAGAAUCUCUGCAAAUGAAAGAAAAUUGUGGAGAACCGGAGCCUCUUUUCAUGAAAGAGGAGCUAAAGAAACUAGGGUCACAAAUAAAGGAUGAACAAGAAGAAAUAGAAUUUCAGCAGGUAAAAGGGGGACCAGAACCUUUGCAGAUAAAGGCCAAACAAGAAGAAAUAGAGCUUCAGCAAAUGACAGAGGAGAGAACGGAGCCCGAACCUCCACAGAUAAAAGAUGAACAGGGGGAGCUCAUUAUAGCUCUAAAGAAAGAGCGGCUAGAACUAAAACAGCUGACUGAUACCUGUACAGUGAAUACCACUUAUGAGAAAAGGGACCUGUGGGAACCAGAUUCAAACAGGGAGCUUCUUCUCGAGAUAUCUUUAGAACCUGAGAACAAAAACCAUGAAAUGGGCAAUGAUGAAGAACUGAAUCAAAGAGAGAGGUGUCAGAAAACCAUACAUCAAGAUGACAAUGGAAACAAUCCAAACACAAAACGAUUGGCAAAAACACACAUGAAUGAUAAUUUGUCUUCGUGUAAACUAUGUGGCAAAUUAUUUGCACGGUCUUAUUUGACAGAACACAUGAGAAUUCACACAGGUGAGAGGCUUUUCUCGUGUGCUACCUGUGGAAAAAAUUUUAUUACUGGAAGUAAGUUAAAAAUUCACAUUAGAACUCACACGGGUGAGAGGCCUUUCUCAUGUUUGACUUGUGGAAAAAGUUUUAGUGAUAGAGGAAAUUUGUCAAAGCACAUGAAAAGUCAUUCAGGUGAGAGGCCGUUCUCAUGUUUGACUUGUGGAAAAGGCUUCACUAAUAAGGGAAAUUUAUUUCAGCAUGCAAGAACUCAUACAGGCGAGAAGCCUUUCUCAUGUUUGACCUGUGGAAAAAGUUUUGCCCAGCAAAUUCAUCUGAAUGACCACAUGAGAGUUCAUACAGGUGAGAAGCCUUUCUCAUGUACAAGCUGUGGAAAACGUUUCAGUGAAAGAGGAAAUUUAUUUCAGCACAUGAGAACACAUUCAAGUGAGAAGCCUUUCUCGUGUUUGACUUGUGGAAAAAGUUUUACCCAGCAAAUUCACUUAAGUGAUCACAUAAAGAUUCACACCGGUGAGAAGCCUUUCUCAUGUUUGAGCUGUGGAAAAAGUUUUUGUCGUAGUAGUCAUUUGACUGUUCAUAUGAAAACUCAUUCAGGUGAGAAUUUAUAAGUCAUAAGAUUUAUUUUUAACAAGUGAAGUGCCAGAUGUGGAGUACUUCAUAUGAAACCUGCCUUCUUUGGAUUUAAGUUUUAUAGUUGUUGGUUUUCUCUAACAUAUCAAAAUGUUGGGCUUUUGAUCUGGUCAAC